Pomacea canaliculata is the source of this 2882-nucleotide messenger RNA. RefSeq names its product 4-hydroxyphenylpyruvate dioxygenase-like protein. The record is from RefSeq and is a predicted model, not a curated record. Gene Ontology annotation, biological process: aromatic amino acid metabolic process. Lineage: Eukaryota; Metazoa; Mollusca; Gastropoda; Architaenioglossa; Ampullariidae. The coding region runs from base 102 to 1364 and encodes 420 amino acids. Gene Ontology annotation, molecular function: 4-hydroxyphenylpyruvate dioxygenase activity. The transcript has 5 exons.
UAAACAUAGCAAGGGAAACCACUCUGGAAACGCACGUUGCUGUGACUCAAACUUCGUAUCCACGUGCUGCGUGUAACGGCUCUGAGAAACUAAAGGAAACAAUGGAUUCACCGUGCAUUCACCACGUUGAAUUUGGUGUCAGAAACGGGAUGAACCUCGUCAACAGAUUUCUCAAACAAUUCAGAUUCCAGCUUUUGUGCAGCCGACAGACGCCGGUUGCUCGGCAGUGGCUCGUCUGCUCGCAUGCUAUUCGCUUUCUCAUCACCGAGCUGUGUGAGCCACACAUCGUCAAUGUUAGGAAGGAUCCUUACAUAACACCAUGGUUUUCAUCUCCAGCAGCAGUCAACGAUUCUGUGUUUAACGUGGCGUUGCGAGUAAAAAGCAUAGAUCGGUGCUUGGAGCAUCUAUCAAAGCGUGGAGUGCAAGUGACGAAACAGUUGCAGACCUUCACAGACGAGACCGGUACAGUUCAAAUGUGUACAGUCAAGUCUUGCGUGGGAAACGUACAUCACACACUUGUCGACGAUUCUGAAUAUUCUGGGCUUUUCCUCCCUGGGUUUCACCGUGCGAGUAAAGAAAGCGAGACAACACAAAAUGGGAAAACUUCUUCACCGAGUGACCUCUACCAUAUUGAUCACGUGACGUUUUGCUGUCCGCCAGGCGCGUCUGCAGGUGUGAUACAGUGGUAUCAACAGAACUUCGGGAUGGAACGUUUUUUAAUCAACAGAAUUGAGGAUAAGGAUGAAGGAUUUGUCAUCAAGGGUGAAGAUAUAGGCAUGAGGCUAAUGGCCUUUGAGUACUGGAAAUGUGCUGAGACAGGACUUGCUAUGAAAGAAAAAGGCAUUGGGAGUGUUAAAUUUGUUAUUGCAGAGGCUUUACCCAAGCAAGGUCCCAACCAGAUAAAUAUGUUUAUUGAGAACCAUGGAGGUCCAGGUGUUCAACACAUAGGACUUCACACCAGUGACAUCAUUAGUGCUGUGGCACAGCUUCAGCAUCAGGGCGUAGAGUUCAAUGAACCUCCAUACACUUACUACACAGAGGUGGGCCAGUUGAAGGAAAUGGUUGCCAUUGGCAUGGAUGUAAACUCACUCAAGGACACUGGAAUUCUUUUGGAUACUGAGGCAGACAGCCACCUUCCUUCUAAGCUGGAUGAUUGUAGUAUUUUAGAGAAAAGCAGUCCUUACAGGUAUUUGAUGCAAAAGUUUACCAGGCCAUUGUUUGAAAAGGACACCUUCUUUCUGGAGGUGAUACAAAGGACUGGGGCAAGAGGUUUUGGUUCUGGAAAUAUAACUGCACUUUGGCGCUCUGUGCAAGCUUUUUUGCAAAAGCGCCAGCAGGAGCAAGAGCAAGAUAAGCUGAAAUAGCUUAUUUUGCUUUUUGUUUGACUUUUGGUUGAUGAGACAUUUUACAUAGUUGUUGCUGGUUUUUUUUAUUGAUGAGGAUUAUUGUGCAUAUUAAUUUUUGUCUGUUGUGAUAGAAAACAGGCUGUACCGAAGAGCAAAUUAAAUUUUUGUACGAUGCGUUUAUUAGCCUACCUCUUAUUAUCUACAUGUACAUUUUAUGCUCAUUGACUAGCAUCGAAUGACAUUUAGUACAAAGAAAGAAGUUUUGCAACUUCUUACAUUCCUGUUAAAUUCUCAGUACAAUAAUGCAUCCAGGAGAGAUAUUAUUAACGUCCUUUCAAGACUCUCAUGUUCUGGUCUUUAGACUCUAGUCUAAAAGUUUUCACAUGAUUUCCAGCUUUAUUUAUGAAAUCAUUUUUUCCCAACUCCACGCAUGAGAACCUUAAAGACUAACAGUGCUUAGCGCUGCUGAAUAGUUUUGUCAAAAGUGUUUCUCCCAGCACAAUUUUAUUUUUUAUGUGAUCUCAUAGGUUUUUUUUUUAACAUUUGGCACACAGACUUUAGAUUUUAAAAUUUAAAAAGUUACGUGCUCGGAUAAUGAUUCAAAAUGCAAGAUGACUGGCAUUCAGAAAAUGCCAAAUGUACGAAAAAUUACAGAACACAUUCAAAGACUCAUUUUCAGUUCAAUGUGGCUGUACAAUAGGGUGUAGUGAUGCUUGCAGUUUUGAUGCACAUUUGAAGUUUUGUACAAUUCAUUAGCCUGAUUUCAAAUGUGAAAAAAAGAUUUUGCUCUGUGGUAAGCAGAACACCUUCCUAUUUCCGCAAGAAAUGUCCUUCAGUUAGAAUGUCAAUCUGCUAUUUUGCCUUGAAAUGUUUUGUACUUAAAAUCCUUAUUUUCUGCAUGAUCUAUACUUUUUAGAUUUCCGGAGUGGAUACUUCUUUGUUGUAUAUGUUUAUUGAUUACAUAAUAUUAUACUAUUACCAUUCAGUUAAGUAAAUAAGGGACAAAAUUAAUACUAAGUGAUGUCAUAGCAACAAAUUGUGGAUGACUAGUAAAACCCUAAAGUAGUUGUACAGUAGUUGUACAGCUGCGGCCAUCAUUUUAGACAAACCAAAAUUUUCCUAGAAAUGAAAACUGGUGCCUGUAUUGUUUAUAAUUAUUGUCUGACAGAACAAAUGUUAUCAGAAACGAGAUCUUUCCUUUGCAGUUAUUAAAUACAGAACUUUUGAAAAACAUUAAGUUUAAAAAAACACGAUUUUUGCAUUUGGGGCAGAAAAAGUGUUCUGCUAAUUGCAGAUUUCUUUGCUUUACAUUUUUUAACUCAGGUAGCUGGUUGAACAAAACCCCAAAUGUGCAUGUCGAUCUGUUGCAGUUCAUUGGAUGAUUUACACCCUACUCUACAAUGCAACUCAUUUCUAGUUAUUUUUUAUAUAUAGCAAUAUAAGAAUAUUUCAUGUUUGUAAACUUGCACAAGUUUAAUUGUAAUAAAUUAAAAUAUAUGUUUAGAAUAAAAUUUUCUAGAAGAUAAUAAUAAUGCU